GUUCAACACUGUCCUACCAACACCAGCACAACUCCAUUGGGACUCACCAUUUGCUGAGUGGUAGUAUAUAUCCAGCUCUCAGACCGCUACUCGUGACUUUCUACGACCGUCGAUUUACUUUGAAUAUCCACCACCGCGGACAAUCCAAACAAAUCACCAGAGCCUCAGAGCGAGCAAGAAGACAAUAUGUCACCACCACAGUCCCAAACCACCCCCUCUCCCUCCUCCUCGAGCAAAGACAGCAACGGCAUAACCUUCACAAUCAACCACAUGAACACCAGCCACCGCGACUCCCUAACCUACUACCUCCGCGUCUACAAUAACGUCUCGCCCUCCGAAGCCUCAACCGCCACCCUGGAAUCCAUCACCCUACAGGACCUCAUAAUCCGCACCGCCAACGCAAACCGUUAUAUAGUACCAUUCGACCCGCCCCUGCAAUCCUUCAGCGAGACGCGCGCCCGCCUAGUCGCCAUGCACAGAGACUGUCUGGCGCAGCUCGGCCUCUCCGACACCAAGAUCACCAACUACCAGUUCCCGUCCACGCCGCUCGAGAUCCUUAUCUUCCUGGUGUGUCUGUCCGGGCUUGUGGCAUUCACGCGCCGUGAACACUUCCUCCCGGGCGGGUGGGUGUACGAGGGGUUACGGUUGGGCAGUGGGUGGUGGUGGCCGCGUGGGUUCGCGGCGUUCUGUGCCAUGAUGCAGCCGUUCGUGCUGCGGUUUUUGGUGACGGUGCAUGCUGGUGAGGCGGCUUGGUUGGCGUAUUCGCGGCUCAGGAGGCAUGGGGUUGGAUUUGCGGGAUUCGUGUGGUGGGCUUGGCUGGUUUCGACUUUUGUCGAGGGCGCGCAGGGGUUUAAGCGGUUUGAUCGGUUGGUUGCUAGUAAGGAGGGGGAGGGGAAGAGGAAGUAAGUUAAUGCGGUGCUGUUGGUAUUGUGGACUUGGUUUGUGGAUGGGUGUUGGGUGGUUUGUACGAUAGGUCUAGUCUAGGAAUUGAGGUAUCGAGGUG
This is a messenger RNA of Aspergillus homomorphus CBS 101889, 1003 nucleotides long. Its product is annotated as DUF2470 domain-containing protein. Lineage: Eukaryota; Fungi; Ascomycota; Eurotiomycetes; Eurotiales; Aspergillaceae. The transcript has a single exon. The record is from RefSeq and is a predicted model, not a curated record. The coding region runs from base 187 to 906 and encodes 239 amino acids.